Molecule: messenger RNA, 1232 nt
Organism: Rhincodon typus (whale shark)
Lineage: Eukaryota; Metazoa; Chordata; Chondrichthyes; Orectolobiformes; Rhincodontidae
Gene: denr
Product: density-regulated protein
Exons: 8
Coding region: 415-993 (192 amino acids)
Biological process (GO): translation reinitiation; formation of translation preinitiation complex
Molecular function (GO): mRNA binding; translation initiation factor activity
Source: RefSeq, a predicted model, not a curated record
CCCCGAGCCCGGAACGGGCAUCAGGACUUUGAUCAAACUCCCCCCUCUCCUCCACCGACUGCCAUGCUCAGAGCGACCGGCUAACGAAGGACCCUCCGCGGGCGCCUGCACAACACCGACGGCAAAAAAAAACUGCCGCCGGCAAUUCCGCCGAUAAUCUACAUUUUCUCUCGCCAUCUGAACCGACGGCGUAAAGGCGUCGCGGACAAUGAGAAAUUUGAACCGGCACCGCACUGGGCUGUCCUGCUUGUCGUUAUCCGAGCGACAGGGGAGACGGGAGGCCCUCAGAGACGUGCGCAGGCUUCGCUCGAUCGGCGGGUUCAUUCAGGCGGUUCGCUUUUCUUCAUGAAUCUUUUUAUUAUCGGCGGUAGAUGAUUACGCUGGAAACUGGUGGCAGUCGAUAAGAUUUAUGAGAUGGCCACUACUGAAAAUGCGGACACAGAAAACAAAGAAGCAAAGCCAGCCAGCAAUAAGAUGCAAUACCCAUUAAAAGUACUCUAUUGUGGAAUCUGUUCAUUGCCAACAGAGUAUUGUGAAUACAUGCCCCAAUAUACCAAGUGCAGACAAUGGCUGGAAAAGAAUUGCCCAGAGGAAUUUGCAAAACUCAGUAUAGAUCAAAGCCCCCAACAAGAUGCAGGAGGGGGGGAACCGCCAGCUGGAGAGGAAGAAGAAAAAAAGAAACAAAGACGAGGUGGCCGAGGCAUAAUUAAACAAAAAAAGAAGACAGCACCCCAAAAGGUUACAAUAGCUAAAAUUCCAAGAGCAAAAAAGAAAUAUGUAACUAGAGUAUGUGGCCUUGCAACUUUUGAGAUCGAACUAAAAGAAGCACAGAGAUUCUUUGCUCAAAAGUUUUCCUGUGGAGCAUCAGUUACAGGAGAAGAUGAAAUCACGAUUCAGGGUGAUGUUACAGAUGAUAUUCUGGAUGUUAUUCAAGAAAAAUGGCCAGAGGUGGAUGAUGAUUCUAUUGAAGAUCUUGGCGAAGUGAAGAAGUGACCUAGUAGACUGCACUUUUAUUGUUCAAUUCAACUGGCAAAAUAAAUUUAGCCAAACAAUAAAAAGGCUUUUUAUUACAGACAACACCUUGAGUCAACUUCCUCAAUGGAUUUGAGGCUAUUUUCUUGUACUUUGGUUGCCAAAGCUCCUGUGAAAUUUCUGGAUUAUGUUUUAAGAAAAACCUUCUGUGCACUAAAGAAAUCCCUAGUUUAAUAAAAUACCUGUUUUGAUUGCUUGUG